AUGGUCACACUUUCUUAUGUUAGGUUACAGAGACUUUCUCACCUGCCAAAAAUAAUUCAAGGCGCCAGCAGAUGUAGAGGGAAAAUUGCCAACAGCACAAUAACCCCAUUAAAAGAUAACAGAACUUUUAUUAUAUCCCCAUACUUUGAUGACCGGGAAAGCAAAGUCACCCGUGUGAUUGGGAUUGUUCACCAUGAAGAUGUAAAACAACUAUACUGCUGGUUCUGCUGUCAGUCCGAUGGACAGAUGUAUGUAUCAAAAGCAACAAUUGAUGUUCACUCGGAUAGAUUUGGAUUCCCUUAUGGUGCAGCAGAUAUAGUUUGUUUGGAGCCUGAAAACUGCGAUCCAACAUACGUAUCAAUUCAUCACUCUCCGCAAGGAAAUAUUGACCAGCUGCCAAGGUUUGAAAUUAAAAACCGCAAGGAUGAGACCUUUUCUGUUGACUUCACUGUGUGCAUCUCUGCUAUGUUUGGAAAUUACAACAACAUCUUGCAGUUUAUACAGAGCAUGGAAAUGUACAAGAUUCUUGGGGUACAGAAAGUGGUGAUCUAUAAGAACAACUGCAGCCAUCUGAUGGAGAAAGUCUUGAAGUUUUAUAUGGAAGAAGGAACUGUAGAGAUAAUUCCCUGGCCAAUAAACUCACACCUCAAGGUCUCGUCUAAAUGGCACUUCAUGCAAGAUGGAACACACAUUGGCUACUAUGGACAAAUC
Messenger RNA from Leptosomus discolor (cuckoo roller), 711 nucleotides. RefSeq lists its product as uncharacterized. Lineage: Eukaryota; Metazoa; Chordata; Aves; Leptosomiformes; Leptosomidae. Gene Ontology annotation, cellular component: cytoplasm. The record is from RefSeq and is a predicted model, not a curated record. Gene Ontology annotation, molecular function: glycosyltransferase activity.